This is a messenger RNA of Motacilla alba alba, 3732 nucleotides long. It is a transcript of the gene PRMT8, whose product is annotated as protein arginine methyltransferase 8. Bases 1009 to 2193 code for a protein of 394 amino acids. Gene Ontology annotation, molecular function: protein-arginine N-methyltransferase activity. The transcript is spliced from 12 exons. Gene Ontology annotation, biological process: peptidyl-arginine methylation. The record is from RefSeq and is a predicted model, not a curated record. Gene Ontology annotation, cellular component: plasma membrane. Lineage: Eukaryota; Metazoa; Chordata; Aves; Passeriformes; Motacillidae.
AGUAACAUGUCCAGGAGAUUUUCAUUGGAAUGCAUUGUGUUGAUUUAAAAAUCCAUCCUCUUGGAUGUACCAGCAUCUGAACUGGGAGGAGCACAUGUGUGUUUUCCCUGCAGGUGCUUCAGGGGAACCUCUGUCUCUGAAGGAUAAUGUCUCCAUUGGCACCCCCAGAGGAAAUAAUUUCAAACUGUUCAGAGAGCAGCAAUCCUGUUCUGGUCCUUGAAAUCCUUCGAGCAACACACACCCACACACCAGCAUUAUUUUCUCACCUCCUCCGUAUAAAAACAAAACAGAAACGUGAGAACAGUGGGCUGGAGAUGGAGCUGCGGAAAGUGAAGUUGGAAGGAUUAAUUAUGUAAUACGCCCCCUCUCCCGCCCUUACCCACAGCAACACGAGUGAGGUAAACCCAAUCCUCCCAGCUGACAACUCAGAACUAAAAAGUGCCCGGAGGAGUGAAGGCAAAAUAAACGUGUGGGGAAGGUGGCGAUGCACUCCUACGGAGGAAGAUGUCAUUAGGAAAAGGCUAAAAACGAGUUCAAAUCACCUUUAGCCUCUUCCCUUCCCUCCCCAGCGAGACCUCUCCCUCCGCCUCUUCCCCUCUCCUCCCCCCAGCUCCUCCUCCCCCCUUUUCAGCAGGAGCUGCAGCCGGAUCGGGACUAUAUUCCUACAGUUCACGGCUCUCUGACGGAGCGUGGAUCCUCCUGAAAAACUUCAAGUAAAACAGGAGCUGGGAGCACACACACGAGAAGAUAUAUUAAGAAAGCAGGUUUGCUACUUAACUCGGAGGAAAGAAGCUGGAGCAGACUUCUUCGGUUGCUCUCUAAGAGCCUUGCCGAGAGUCCUUGCAAAGAAAAGUGUUGCUGAUUCAAAAGAAGAGGAGGGAUGGGGAAGAGAAAAAAAAUUGUGCAUGUCUGUGUGAGAGGGAGACAACGUGUGUGCGCUGUUUGGAGAUCUUUGAAAACACAAACCAAAACACCAGCCCCGAAGCCCCAACCCCUUGGCUAGCUCUUAUGGGAAUGAAACACUCCUCCCGCUGCCUGCUCCUAAGGAGGAAAAUGGCGGAGAACGCUGCCGACAGCACCGAGGUUUGCACCAUUCCAUCCCAGCCUCCUCAGCCUACUGUUGUUCCAAAGCCAGUUCAGUCUGUCAUCCAUGUUCCAUUGCAACCCAGCUGCCCGGGCCGAGGCAAGAUGGCAAAGCUCAUCAAUCCAGAAGAGAUGACAUCCAGGGAUUAUUACUUUGAUUCCUAUGCUCACUUUGGAAUUCAUGAGGAAAUGUUGAAAGAUGAAGUGCGCACAUUAACCUAUAGAAACUCAAUGUAUCACAAUAAACAUGUUUUUAAAGAUAAGAUUGUCCUCGAUGUUGGAAGUGGCACGGGAAUCCUCUCCAUGUUUGCUGCAAAGGCAGGAGCCAAGAAGGUAUACGGGAUUGAAUGCUCAAGUAUAUCUGACUACUCAGAAAAAAUUAUCAAGGCCAACCACUUGGACAACAUAAUCACAAUAUUUAAAGGUAAAGUGGAAGAAGUUGAAUUACCUGUGGAUCAAGUAGACAUCAUCAUCAGCGAGUGGAUGGGUUACUGUCUGUUCUAUGAGUCAAUGUUAAACACAGUCAUCUUCGCACGAGACAAGUGGCUGAAACCUGGAGGGCUAAUGUUUCCAGACCGAGCUGCUUUGUACGUGGUAGCAAUUGAAGACAGACAGUACAAGGACUUCAAAAUUCACUGGUGGGAGAAUGUGUACGGCUUUGACAUGACCUGUAUUAGAGAUGUUGCCAUGAAGGAGCCCUUGGUGGACAUAGUAGAUCCAAAGCAAGUGGUGACCAACGCCUGCUUAAUAAAGGAAGUAGAUAUUUAUACAGUGAAGACGGAAGAAUUGGAAUUUACUUCUGCAUUCUGCCUCCAAAUUCAGCGCAAUGAUUACAUUCAUGCCUUGGUCACCUAUUUUAAUAUUGAAUUUACAAAGUGCCACAAGAAGAUGGGGUUUUCUACAGCACCUGAUGCUCCUUAUACUCACUGGAAGCAAACUGUCUUCUACUUGGAGGACUAUUUAACUGUGAGACGAGGAGAAGAAAUCUAUGGGACAAUAUCCAUGAAACCAAAUGAAAAAAAUGUGCGUGACCUGGAUUUCACAGUAGACUUGGAUUUUAAAGGACAGCUAUGUGAAAUGUCAGUAUCUAAUGACUACAAAAUGCGUUAGCAAGAAACCUCUCAGAGAGAUGAAAAGGAGAAUUUUAUCAAGUCUUGAACUGCUGAGCUUCAAGCUAGGAACAACUGUUCACAAGAUUAUUAUAUUAAAUACUAGAAUGUUUACUCUGAUAGAGGGUGGUAACCUGAUCUUUCUUGCAGAUAGUACAGGGGGCUGGGAUCCCACUGUGAAUGUACAGUAUACAGAACUGUAGCUUUUGUUAAACAUAGAAAAAAAUAAGCAACAGUCUUGAGUGUUCUGGUUAACUUUAGGAUGGCAGAAGAUGCAUAUACAAAUUGUAUUACUUACUGUGAAUUUCUGGUUCUUCCAAGCUUUGCAUGUUACAGAUGAUUAGGGCAGUUUUCUCACUAUGAAAGACUACUACAGCACAUUACUGUGAUAGUAUUACUGGACUUACAUUCAAUAUAAAUGAAUAUAUAUAUUGUACAUGAGAAAAAAAACCAGUCAUUUCAUAAUAGGAAUUUGUUUUGUGAUUAUUUAAUUCUCAUUACGCAGUUAUGGAAAGAUAAUGAUGUUACUUCUGGCUCUACUCUAGGCAGUGAUAUAUUCCAUUAACUGUCCAAUGUUAUAGCUUUGGUAAAUAUUCCAUGCAAAGUGUAGAUAAGAGCUGGGCAUUUACAGGAAGUUCAACAAGUAUAUUUUUGAAUGUCCUCUGAAAAUGUGGACCAUUAGUUUUGAAAUUCACCUUCCCAACUGGAUGUCUGUCAGAGCUUUAAAAACAUUAGCUUUUUAUCCUUGAAAAUAUUCUGUGGUGAGUUUUUAUAGCUGGAUUUUGCAUGAGACUUUCAGAAAUCAGACACCUAGCAUUUAAAUGUGAUGAAUGCAAAGUCUCUGAAAUGGUGGAUAAUUCAUGCUUCUUGGCCAUGCCAUAUUUCAGUUCUUUGCAAAAUUCUUAAUACAAAAUAAUUUUUAAAAAAUAGGAAUUAGUGUUACCUUUUGGUGAUGUUUUAGAUAAGUUUGAAAUUGCAAAUACUAUUCUCAAGAGUGCAGUAAUUUGCAGGAGCAAGUUAAUGUCUUUAAAAAAAAUGUCAAUGGCUUCUGAUAUUACUAAGAUGUCUGUAGCUUUCCCGUCCCCUUGAGUCCCUUGUUUUUCGUACAAAAUCUCCUGCUUAUUGUUAAAAUAUUAAGUGCUUAUAAUUCCUCAUAUGUAUGUAUCAGGUCUUUUUACUAUAUGAAUGUGGGCCAUUUAAUCACAUGUAAUUCAUCAACAACUGCAUCACCAGUCCUAUCAACACAUUUUCCAGUUCGUCUGGCAUUAGGCACUAAAUCAUGUUCUAUCUUGUACUGGGUAAGAUUGACUAGUUUUUUGCCUAAAAAUAUUUUUAAUCACCUGCAAAUAAAGCAUACUUGAAGAUGUAUUUUGCCAGUAUUUGUCAACUUCUCGCUUUUUAGAAACCUGUUUCUAUUGAUUUUCCCUCCACAGAAACUGUACAGUGCCUCCAUUUUCUUAUGGUUUAAAGAAUAUGAUCUGGGGAUUUUAUUGAAUGGUGUCUAUGUAGAGUGAAAUUAAACUGUAAUUCAGCAGUAAAA